AUGAGGGGUGAAUCAUGUUCUAAGAGCGAGGGGGUCCAGACAAACCCAGGCUCUGACAGUCACCCUCCAUAUGACUCAGACAUUCCUCAGCCUCACAUAGAGCCCUUGGCCUUCUCUCUGGACUUGGAAUUUAAGCUGGCGGCAGGCUCAGGCCAUCUCCUUGCCCUUGGGGAACCAGAGACCCCUUCUUGGCUCAGUCUUCAUCUCCAAGAUCAAAAAGUAGUGCUGUCUUCUGGGGCAGGGCCAGGGCUGGCUCUGCCCCUGGUUUUGGGAAUCCCUCUUCAGUUGAAGCUGAGUAUGUCGGGAGUGGUCUUGAGCCAGGGGCAGAAGACAGAGGUCCUUGUUCUGCCUCCUUUGAGCCUUGGCCCCCUCCUCAACCUUUGGACCCAACCUCAGGGCCGGCUCUUCCUGGGAGCUUUACCAGGAGAGGACUCUUCUGCUUCCUUUUGCUUGGAUGGCCUUUGGGCACAAGGACAGAAACUGGACGUGGACAGGGCCCUGAGCAGAAGCCAGGACAUCUGGACUCACAGCUGCCCCCAGAUCCCAAGCAAUGGCACUGAUAACUCCCAUUAA
Marmota monax (woodchuck) is the source of this 573-nucleotide messenger RNA. RefSeq names its product sex hormone-binding globulin-like. Bases 1 to 573 code for a protein of 190 amino acids. The record is from RefSeq and is a predicted model, not a curated record. The transcript is spliced from 4 exons. NCBI's taxonomy places the organism in Eukaryota, Metazoa, Chordata, Mammalia, Rodentia, Sciuridae.